Messenger RNA from Aphidius gifuensis, 1387 nucleotides. RefSeq names its product alcohol dehydrogenase class-3 (gene Fdh). Gene Ontology annotation, biological process: formaldehyde catabolic process. Gene Ontology annotation, molecular function: zinc ion binding; S-(hydroxymethyl)glutathione dehydrogenase [NAD(P)+] activity. Gene Ontology annotation, cellular component: cytosol. Bases 182 to 1315 code for a protein of 377 amino acids. The transcript is spliced from 6 exons. NCBI's taxonomy places the organism in Eukaryota, Metazoa, Arthropoda, Insecta, Hymenoptera, Braconidae. The record is from RefSeq and is a predicted model, not a curated record.
UCAUAAUAUUCGUUGGUGUCAAUGUGUUGGACUGUCAGUUUGCUUGAUAAAUUUUGUCAGUAACAAUCAUCAAAGUCUUCUGUCUUGAUUUAUAUUAAUAAAUCAUAACCAUUCCAAUUAACAUUUGAUAUUGUUGAUAGCUUCUAACGUUUGUUAAUUAAAUUAAAAAAAUUGAAUAACAAUGGCCAACACUGCUGGACAGGUUAUCAAAUGUCGUGCUGCUGUUGCAUGGAAAGAAAAAGAACCACUGUCAAUUGAAGAAGUUGAGGUUGCUCCACCAAAAGCAAAUGAAGUUCGUAUAAAAGUUGUUGCUGUUGCACUAUGUCAUACUGAUGCUUAUACCCUUGGUGGUUUAGAUCCAGAGGGUAUAUUUCCAUGUAUUUUAGGUCAUGAAGGUAGUGGAAUUGUUGAAAGUAUUGGAGAAGGUGUUACUGAAUUUCAACCAGGUGAUCAUGUGGUACCAUUGUAUACACCUCAAUGUAGAGAAUGUAAAUUUUGUUUAUCACCAAAGACAAAUUUAUGUCAAAAAAUACGUACAACUCAGGGUAAAGGUGUUAUGCCUGAUGGAACAUCUCGUUUUACUUGUAAAGGAAAAACAAUUAGUCAUUUUAUGGGAUGCUCUGUCUUUUCUGAGUAUACUGUUGUUGCUGAUGUAUCAAUUGCUAAAAUUAAUCCAGUUGCACCUUUAGAAAAAGUAUGCCUCUUAGGAUGUGGAGUUCCAACUGGUUAUGGUGCUGCUUUAAAUACAGCAAAAGUUGAAAAAAAUAGUACUUGUGCUAUUUGGGGUCUUGGAGCAGUUGGUCUUGCUGUUGCACUUGGCUGUAAAGUUGCUGGUGCAUCACGUAUUAUUGGCAUUGAUAUUAAUCCAGAUAAAUUUGAUGUUGCUAAAAAAUUUGGCUUUACUGAAUUUAUUAAUCCAAAAGAUCAUAAUCGUUCUAUUCAAGAAGUUCUCAUUGAACUUACUGAUGGUGGACUUGAUUAUACAUUUGAGUGUGUUGGAAAUGUUGAAACAAUGAGAGCAGCUUUAGAAGCUUGUCAUAAAGGAUGGGGAACAUCAGUUAUUGUUGGUGUUGCUGCUGCUGGAAAAGAAAUAAGCACUCGUCCAUUUCAAUUGGUAACUGGACGUGUAUGGAAAGGAACUGCAUUUGGUGGAUGGAAAUCAAAAGACAGUGUACCAAUAUUAGUUGAUGAUUAUUUGAAUAAAAAAUUAAUGCUAGAUGAAUUUGUCACUCAUGAAAUGGCUUUUGAUAAAAUUAAUGAAGGCUUUGAAUUAUUACAUUCUGGAAAAUGCUUGAGAGCAGUUUUAAAAUUUUAAAAUAGAAAUGUAAUUAGAUGAAUUAUUUUUUCAUAUAUUGAGUAAUUUUUUAAUACACGUAAUAAAAAUUUG